This is a messenger RNA of Enterobius vermicularis (human pinworm), 3990 nucleotides long. Lineage: Eukaryota; Metazoa; Nematoda; Chromadorea; Rhabditida; Oxyuridae. The record is from the annotation of a GenBank genome assembly.
AUUAGCGCUCAAAUGGUGAAGUACUAUCAGAAAUGUCUAGACACCGACCCAUCGUCUAACCGAAAUAAUGCAACCUAUGUAAAACAAUUAAUCAGCGACUUUCUGAAGGUCACCGGAAUACCGUUUCCGUCAGUCGACGGAAAAAGCUUGAAUGCAAUUAGUAAGGAACAGUUCGGUAAAGCAGUUGGUUAUCUUUGGGGAAGAAUGAACAUUCCAACCUUUUUAUCACCAUGGGUAGACACAAACUGGAUAGUGCCGAGACGUGGUUAUGUUCUUUUGCUUGACCAGCCAACUUUGAUUUACGGGAAGAACUACUACUUGAGAGCAUGGAAUCAGACCGAGGAGGAAUACAGAAAAAAGAUUACCCAUGUUUUGAAAGUGCUAAAUCCUGGCGUAUCUAAUGAUGUUUUGACCAAGGACAUUAAUUCAAUUAUUCAGCUGGAAGAUACAAUUGCUCGCAACUUUUUGAACGCUGAAGCACUGAGACGUCUUUAUGCAAGGCAAUUCAACAUGUAUACAACAAGUGUCGCAAGCUCUGAAUUUGAGUUUAUUGACUUUCCAAGUUUGCUAGCAGAAUUAUCACACUACGGUGACAGUAAUGUCAAAGACAGUUUUGCUUCUUCUAGUUUUAAAUUUAUUAUCCAAGAGCCUGAAAUGUUGAAGAAUAUGGGGAAGCAAAUUAUGGCUAGAACAUCACCAUUUGACCCGAGAACGAUUGCGAAUUAUUUCAAUAUACGACUUGUCCUAGACAAUUACAAAUACAUACAAGAUGUAAUCAGGCAAUUUAAAAAAAAUUGCUUAAUUAUCACCGAUGAAAGAGCGUAUGAUUGUAUAGAUGCAACUAUGAACAAUCUACAGUAUUCAAAUGCACGAAUUUUCUUGGAAGCUGCUUAUCCAAAACAGAACGAUCGAGAUCUUUUGAGAAGCAAAAUAGCUGAACUGACAGAGACCAUAAUGGUAUCGUUUAGAGGGAUGUUAGAUCAGUUGAGGUGGAUGGACGAUUCGACCAAGUCAGGAGCGUACGAUAAAAUAGAUUACCUUGUUAGGAAUAUGGCUUAUCCAGACUUUAUAGUCAACGACACACUUUUAACACAGUAUUAUCAAGAAAUGGAACUAUUUGAAGACACUGACACUCUUAAAAAUAUAGAGGAUAAAAUAUUCAGAUGGUCUAUGUGGAAAACUCUUUCAAGGUUAAAUCGACCUCAGUAUCAGCGUGAUCAUUUUGACUUGCCACCAGGUCUCGUUAAUGCGUGGUACUUACCUCAGCUUAACUCACUUACUCUGCCAUUGGGAAUCCUAAAUGAACCGUUUUACAACAUGAAUUGGCCAAGCUCUUUGAAUUAUGGAUCACUCGGUGUUAUCGCUGGUCAUGAACUCACUCAUGGUUUUGAUGAUGAAGGUGUUCAGUGGGAUGGGGUUGGAUCGCUGAAUCAGUGGAUGGAAAACAGUUCCUAUAGUGAAUUUCAAGCGAUGGCAAAGUGUGUGAUUGAUGAAUAUCAUGGGUUCUGUCCUCCUAAAAUGCCAUGUUUGGAUGGAGAGCUUACUCAGGGAGAAAAUAUUGCAGACAAUGGAGGUAUUCACGCAGCGUACCGGGCGUACAAAAACUACGCUAAUUUGUAUGGAGAGGAACCACUAUUAGAUGAUCAGGCACUGUCGCAAUUUAGUCAUGAUCAACUGUUUUUCAUCGGUUUUGCUCAAGUUUGGUGUGAAAGUAACAGAACAAUGUACGGAACCCUGGAACACGAUCUUACCAAUCCACAUAGUCCAUCAAUAUUUCGUGUUCUUGGAACUGUCCAAAAUUUCCCAGCAUUUAAAAAUGCCUUUAACUGCCCGUUGGGUGCAAAGUAUGCUCCAGAGAAGCACUGCAAUGUUUGGGUGUCGAAUGUAACUGACGCAAGUUGUCAAACAAAAGAGCUUGACUCAUACGCUAAAGCUGUAACGUAUCUACAAGAUUCAAUGGACUUGACAAAAGACCCGUGCAAUAACUUUUACGAGUAUGCGUGCGGAAACUACAAAUUAGAAAAAAGUUUUGCCGUUAUGAGAAAAAAUAAUUAUCGUAUUAUGUUAUUACUGAAACAAACGAUUCAUACCCCAAAAGCGUUAGUCAAAACCAGACGGUUUUAUAACAAGUGUAAAACAACUCGACAAGACUACAAAAAUCAAAUAGCGAAUGGUACCGCAAUAAAAAAAAUUAUGGACAACUUUUCAAUAGCCACUGGGCUGCAGUUUUCAAUGAUAACUGCACAAGGCGAAGAUGUAGUUUUUGAUCUUACACCAACUAAAAUUGGCCAAGCGCUUGGAUAUCUUAGUCGGAGGGGCGUAAACACGUUGUUAACACCGAUGGUUGAUACGGACUGGCCCAAUCCAAAAAAUUAUAAGUUCUUUUUGGAUCAAAACACUCUUUACUAUUCGAAGUCAUACUAUAAAGAAGAGGCAUGGAACACCAUAAAAGAUUCGUACAAAACAAGUGUUAUCGAUUUGUUCAACAGCUAUUCGAGACUAUUAUCAAAGGUAUCAAAAUUUCUCAUUUUCUACCUUGCAUCAGCGACAUACAGUACUGAUGAUACCACUAGAAGAACCUAUAAACGAUCGCUAAAUAAUUACACUGAGGGGUCGUCUGACAAGUAUAAAUUUGUUAACAUAACAGCAUACUUUGAAGCCCUGUCGAAAGGCUAUUCGGAGUUGACCGUCUACUUCUCUGAACAUAUGUUUGACUUCUAUGUAAUGGAACCGGAUAAAAUUGCUAAACUAAGUGGAGAUUUUGACAAUAUGGACAAGUCAACAGUGGCAAAUUAUUUGAACUAUAGACUUUUAAUCGCAUUCAGCGACUACCUACCCGAAUAUCGAGCCAACAAUAUUGUGUUUAAAGAAGAUAACUUAGGCCGACGACGUCGCGGCAGAAUCUUUGCCCGUAACUUUGAUCUUUGUGCUUAUGAAACACUGAAUUUGAUGCAGUAUGCAAAUGCUCGAUUUUACAUCGAUUACCUAUAUCCAACAGAGGCUGACCGAGGAAGAAUAAGAAAUAGUAUACUAAAUGCAUUUAAUGGAAUGCUUCUACAGUUGCCAUGGAUUGACAAAGAGAAAACGCUUCCCGAAGCUGAAAGAAAAAUUAGUGAUCUGCAGAAAAAUUAUGCAUUCCCAGACUUUAUCGUCAAUGAUACUAGACUAGAUGCGUAUUACGAAAAGAUGGCAUUACUCGAUACUGACAGUUACUUCGAUAUGCGUGAAAAAUUAGACGAUUUCAACUUUCAGCUAUUAUACAAGACAUUACCUGGAAAUGAUCCUGUUGAUCGUAAAGACUUUUUGGGUCCACCGGGAACAGUGAAUGCGUGGUAUCAACCGGAGCUGAAUUCCAUUACUUUCCCAGCUGGGAUAUUAAUGACACCGUUCUUUGACCUCAACUGGCCCGCAUCUUUAAAUUACGGUGGAAUUGGCGUAGUUAUUGGACAUGAAUUAAGUCACGGUUUUGACGACGAAGGUGUUCAAUGGAACGGUGACGGAACAUUAGUAGACUGGAUGUCACCUGACGCGCAUUACAAAUUUAACCUGAUGGCAAAAUGUGUACAAGAUGAAUAUAGCGGAUUUUGCCCUCUAAAAAACACCACCUAUAAUCCCCAGUGUGUCAAUGGAGAUAAUACACAGGGUGAAAACAUUGCCGAUAAUGCAGGGAUCCAUGCCGCUUGGAACAGCUAUAAAGACUACAUUGCACUCCGUGGGCCUGACCCUCAGCUUCCAGAUAAUACACUGGGACAGCUAACGCACGACCAACUCUUCUUCCUAAGUUUUGCUCAAGUUUGGUGUCAACGACCAUCAUCCACCGAAGCGCUGUAUACUCAACUUAUGACAGACCCCCACAGUCCAUCAAAUUUACGCGUGCUCGGAACCAUUCAAAAUUUCCCAGCAUUCCGUACUGCAUUUCAGUGCCCCCGUGGGUCAGUGUACUCGCCAGAAAAACACUGCUCUGUCUGGGUUCCAGAAAUUGUCAGUUAG